CUUCAAGGACUGGACGAGCAAUCCAGGGCAUUGUGACUGCCUGCACACCCAGCAGAAACACUUCAGCUCUUCAGUCUGGCCACUUCAGCUGGCUGAUGGUUUGUUCUCAUCGCUGUGCAUCCCUGUCUCAGAAAAGUAAUCCCUUCUGUGGGAGGGACGCAUGCUUGGUGUGUGCUGUGUUCUGGUGGGAGGCUGUAAGGCUGAGAAGUUUGUCAUUGAAGUGUAGGUGAAGGAAAUGAUGGUUGCGUUCAGGCAAUUCUUGGCAGGGGGAGAUGGUAGAGAGUAGGAGUGGUUUAGGCAAUGGAAGUUGGGCUGAGGGAUGAGUGAGAAUGGUGGCAGGCUGUCAAUGAAGAUGCACUGAGCUGAGGGAUGUGAGAUUGAGGCUGAAGGAGAUCUGAAAGUGAGGCAGACCUGGAGCAAGGGAAAAGUGAUUUAACUGGGGGUUGUUUUGGCUGUAUUUCCAAAGAGGCUGAAUCCAUCUGGGAUGAACAGUUAGGCAAAAACUCACUUUAUUAAGCCACCAUGACAGCUGUAGUAGUGGCUGUAGUGUCUUGGUGCUCUCACAGAGCCCUGUCUGCAAGGAGGAGUGCAUGGAAUUGACCUGCAGGAAUCCCUCCUCCCUGCAAGCAGUGCUGCAGUCACACAGCAGCGCUCUCAGCACUGUAUGUAUGUGCUGUGCAUUAAGGGCAGAACUGUGCUGUAAGUUCAGCGUGGCGUCCUCUGUGUGUGUAAGCUGAAAUGAAAAUGCAGAAGAAAGAGCAUGUGACUUAGCACUAAUGUGGGCUCUUGGUUCUCUUCAUCUGCAAGCUAAUUUUACAGAGAUUUUGUGCAAAUGACAUCGUUUUUAUUGAACACUGAGGAGUUGCAUUUGUAGAAGAAUGAGUUUAAUUACCAAAAAUGCAUAUGGGUGCCUUGUUUUUGUAUUGACAAAUCCUAUAUAUUUUGCAAGGGCAUGAUUUCUUACCUGACUAAAUGUUUCAGAAACAUUCCUCCUCUUUUAAUUUGAAUCUACGGAGUAAUGUAAAUUUUAUAUGUCUGUCUGCAAUGAACAUUUUUGGUACAACUGUUUUUUGCUGGUUAAUAAUUAGACCAAAGAUUGAAGUGUUCAGCUGCUAUUUUUUUUUUCCAAAAAGUGUUAAUAGGCUCAAAAGAUCCAUUCGAAGGCAUUCUUUUCCUAUUUAAUACCAAAUUACAUUUGCACUUUUGUUGUUUCCAUGAAGUUGGUGUUCUUAUUUUAAUACUUCACUGUAGUAAUAAACAGCUGUUGUAACGCAUCCGUGCCUCGAGAUUUAAAUCCCUUCGUGUUGUUUUGCUUUUGUUGUUUAGUAAAAGCAACUUGCAACCAUAAAGGUUUCUCUGAAGGUUUAUGUGCUCUUUAGGAGGAGACUGCUGCAGUGGCAGAGCCAUGUUGAACCAGGAAGUCCACGCCUUGGAGCUGUGCAGAGAUACGGGAGGAGUGCUGAGUGUGGCUGGCACGGGCAGUGGUGGUGUGGAGCUCUGAGUCGGAGCACAUUGGGUUUGUGGCCGUGUUGCUCUGAGGUUAGGGAGGCAGCGGUUCUUGUUUCCCUGGUUCCCAUUUCAGGUUGCUGCACAAAAUCUGCUUUUCCUGGUGCUUCAUGAUGAGUUAGGACUUCAUUUCACAGCAUCCCUGUGAGCCCUUCUGUCCCAAAGUGCACAAGUUGCACUUUUUUCCAUAUUUAAUAACUCCCACUGAAGCCAGCAGGAACUGCGUGAAUGGACCAGCAAGUUACCUGUCCUUUGCUGCUCUUAGGUAAGAUACCAACAUUACAUAUUUGUAGCUUGUGCUAAUGCUCCCUACUGAAGAAUGGAAUAGCAGCGAGAUCUCUGCUUUUUAAAUCAUUAAAUUAAAGCUAUGCUGAAAGUAACCAUCUCCAGGUCUUUGUGUGCCUGCCUCCUACCUUGCAGGCAGUAGCUUCUCUAGGAGGGGCAGCAAAGACUUCUGGAGAGCUCUGAGGAUGUCCAGCUAACGGGCUCCUCACUUGUAAGGAUUUAAAAACUAACCAUUGCUACUGGCAGCACUCAGCCACCCAACUCAGUGCUGGGGAAGUGCAUGUAGAUCUUCACCUCUUUAAUAAAAAUGAUCUCAUAUGAAUAUCUUCCUUUAGAAGCAAUAACAAUCCUCUCCUCUGCAGCAUUUCUCUGCUUGAACCCUGAGUGUCCAUUAAGCAGAAAAUCAUCAAAGAAACACAGGAGUUUCUUUUCAUGAUAAAUCUGUUAUUAACCAAGAACUAACUGGCCUAAGGACUUGCAUGUGUGGUGUUCAAAGAAAAAACUGUUUGCAUCCAACUCGUUGGAUAGAUUGUUUGAAAUCUUUCCACUCCUGUGCAAAUACCUCCCUUGUAAUGCAGCCAAGGUCAGUCCUGAACUGCUGAUUAAGUACUGCUAAUGCAAGUUAAAGCUGCCUGGAGGGGAAGGACUCUUGUGCGUGCAUCUGAUUUUCACAGGGCUGCAAAGGAGUUCAGGAUAGCAAUACUGAUUCAGAGCCUUGGAAAAUGUCUGUGUACUCAAGUUACAGGCCUGCAUUUCUUGAAACCCCCGGGUUUUUUUCCCCUUACCAGGACUGAAGCUGCACACACACAACAGUUGGUGCUGAGGCUGGGUGUGAUAAGGGCUUGGAAGAGCUGUCACGGUAGUAAUGGUCUUCUACAGGUUUCUCUCCCUCCUACAAAGAGUUCGCACCAUGAUAAAAGAGAUGGAGGUAAGGAGUUGACAAGACGGUGCCAGUGUGGGAUAACUGGUUUUAAAAGACAAGCACCACUGGAAACGCAGGCCCUCCGGCCAGGCUCACGCAUGCUGAGGAGCGCUGCGGCGUUUCCUGGUUCCUGCCGGCACGCAGAGGCAGCGGCCGCGCUUUGUGUGAGCCAUGGGAGCAGAGCUGCAGAGGAAGUGACUCAUCCCGCUGUGCUGUGCGACGUGCUUAGGGAUACACCACCGGGCUUCUUGGAAACGCAGCCUGCAGGCCUGCUGCGGGCAGUGAGUCCUGGGGCGCUGUGUGUGCCCGGGGUGAGCGGCUGCUGCUGCUGCUGGUGGCUGCGGGGAGUGUGGCAGCGUGGCUUUGGAGCAGCUGGGUUUGCCUCGUACUGCUGGGGGCUGGCUGAAGUGCGAUCGGAAAAGGAGAAAUUGGCUCAUCGUAAGGAUUCUGAAUCAUGGGCACUUCUCCAAAAAGUGUUUCUGUUCAGGGGCUGGAGGUGCUUUCCCAGAAGCUGUCAGGACUCACCAGCCCUCUGCGCCCUGCCUGAGCCGAUGAAAAGGGCCAAAUGCUAAAACAGAAUAAAACCAACGGGAGGGAGUCGAGGGAAACAAAGCACCAUCAGAAGGCUCCAGGAAGCCGAUGAGCCCCUAUGUCUGCUUUUAUGUCAGCGUGGUGUUUUCCAGAGCGUGUGAGCAUGCGGGGAAGCUCUGGUUGAGGCAGCCGGGAGGCGCGGCACUGUGCGGCACAGCCCGCUGCUGCGUGCUGACAGCGUCGGUCCCUCUCUGUGUCUUCUCGGUGCUGCCCUUGUAGGGGGUGACCAAUUAAAGUGGAUUGGCCUUAGCUGUA
Gallus gallus (chicken) is the source of this 3559-nucleotide messenger RNA. RefSeq lists its product as uncharacterized. Lineage: Eukaryota; Metazoa; Chordata; Aves; Galliformes; Phasianidae. The transcript is spliced from 2 exons. The record is from RefSeq and is a predicted model, not a curated record. Bases 2407 to 3285 code for a protein of 292 amino acids.